UAUGGGAGGAGUUGACGUCUCCUAAAAAACAGCUCAAUCGCUGUCGUCCUCCCUGAAAUGUUUCGCUUGAUACCAAAACAGAAUGAAACCUCGCGCGUCUCCGGUAUGUUCAAACCUGCGAUCGCUUCAUCAUUUACAAGUAUGGACCGGCGGUUUGCGCUCGUUUAGGUGAGUUUACUACUGAAGCGCCUCGGCCAGGACUUUUAGUGAGUAUUUUGAGACACUUAACUACACAUUCAAUGGAAGAGGAGCCGCUGCUGACGGAGAGCAUUAACCAGGGCUCAGGUGAUUAUGGAUCUCAUGAUAAUGGACACGAAGAUUCACUAAGAUCAACAGGACCGUCUCAUUCAGCAACCGAAGAAGAUGCAGAACUCUAUAUCCAGCAGGCAGUUGUAUUUAUUGAAGAUGCAAUUCAGUAUCGAUCAAUCAAUCACAGGGUUGACACAGGAUCUUUACGGUUAUAUAGAUGGUACUACUCCAGUAUAUGUCAGUGGUGUCUGGGGUUUACCAUCGCUGUUGUGCUGGCUCUGGCCUUCAUUGAGAGACCCUCCUCUCUGACCUACACCUCUGACAUACGUUUCAAACCUGACCCCUGGGAACCUCCGUGUGGAAUGACGGAGGCUAUUGAGAUGGUUUGCCUUUGUAUCUUCAUCCUGGACGUCACUGUGAAGAGCUAUCUGAUUGGAUGGGAGGAGUUUCGUAUGAAUAAAUGGCUGAUUGGCUACACAAUAGUCAUUGCAACAUCAGUUAUUGACUGGAUGUUGAGUGUUAGCAUGAUGUGCAAUGAGAGUUUAAGAGUCAGGAGAUUGAUACGGCCGUUUUUCCUCCUGCAAAACUCUUCCCUCAUGAAGAAAACUUUAAAAUGUAUUAAAAGGACUCUUCCAGAGAUAGCCAGUGUCAUCCUGCUUCUGGCCAUGCAUCUCUGCUUAUUCACUAUGAUUGGAAUGCUGAUCUUUGCCAAAUCAGAUGACCCUAAGAAGAAUGGAGAAUGGGAAACAUACUUCAAAAACAUGCCAAAGGCCCUUUCGUCUCUACUGGUUCUGCUCACCACAGCGAAUAAUCCUGACGUCAUGAUUCCUGCCUACUCUCUGAACCGUGGCUAUUCUAUAUUUUUCAUACUCUUUAGUGUGUUUGGAACAUAUUUGCUGAUGAAUUUAAUGACGGCUAUUAUUUAUAAUCAGUUCAGAGGAUAUCUUCUGAUGUCAGUCCAGACAUCUAUUAUGAGGAGACGUCUGGGUAUCCGGGCUGCGUUCGAGGUGCUGUGCUGUCCGGGGAGAGGACACACCAGCAGUCAUGCUGAAGGCCAUGUGGAGCAGGUGGCUGUGCGCAUGUUUGUGCAGGUCAUGGGUAGAGUCCAUAUGAAGUCUUACUACAGAGCGGCCAUCAUUAAGGCUGCUCAGCAGUUCCCAGAUGGCUACAUCAAUGGCGAGGCCUUCCAGAACCUGUUCUAUGAACUCGAUAAAGACUUUAUCAAAGAGCAUCCUCCGAAGCCACAGUACAGUUUCUCUCUCCUGCAGCACAUCCAGCGUAUUUACAAUCAUUACACAAUUACAGUGCUGGGAAAUGUUGUUGCUCUGGUUAAUGUCCUAUGCAUCUGUACUAUCUUAGUUCUGGAUUCUGAGAAAUCUGCAUCAGAAAGAGAUUACUACUACGUGGAGAUUAUCAACUGUGUUUUCAUCCUGUACUAUUUAAUAGAGAUGUCAAUGAAGAUACUGGCUUUCGGUUGGAGAGGUUACCUGUCUUAUAGGAAUAACAUAUUUGAUGGAUUCCUCACUUUUCUUCUGCUGGCGAUUCAGAUUGCCAUAUUCAUCACAUACAAGAUUCCUGAUACUAAAGUGGAUCCGGAGUCACAGCGUAUGCUGUCAUUGUGGGAGAUGGUGCGAUUGAUCAACAUGUUGAUCGUUUUCCGCUUCCUCAGGAUAAUUCCAGAAAUCAAGUUGAUGGCUGUAGUGGCCAGCACUCUUGUGGACCUGGUGAAAAACUUACGGGCAUUUGCUGGAAUUCUGUUGGUGGUUUACUACGUGUAUGCAGUUCUUGGUAUCUGGCUUUUCCAGGGAGCCAUAACCGCCCCAACAAACAUGAGUGCGAUCUCUAACUCCAGUCUGGAGAAUAUCACCGUAGCCUUCACCAUGGAUUGUGGCUCUUUCGAACAGCUGGAAUACUGGCCAAAUAACUUUGAUGAUUUCGCAUCCUCUUUGGUCCUGCUUUAUAACAUCAUGGUGGUGAAUAACUGGCAUGUCUUCACAGACGCAUACACUAGAUAUACUACAGAGUGGUCUUUGGUGUACUUUGUGGCCUGGUGGUUGACAUCUUCAGUCAUGUGGGUCAACUUGUUUGUGGCCCUCAUUUUGGAGAACUUCACAUAUAAGUGGGACAGAAGUAACUCGCUCUCGGUUGCGGAGGUGGAGAGGAUCGCCUAUCAAAGCACUGUUCAGCUCAUGUUCAGAGAGCAAGUCCAAGAGCCGACAGAAGAAGAAAUACGAGCUAUGCUACAACAGCAUCCUCAUCUUCACCUCGCCUGGUGACCCCAAACACAGACCCUCAUCUCCAUCUCACGUGACAUCUUUAAUGCAUACAACAAUAUAAUUGCAACCAAACACACUCAGAAUCCUCUUGGAUUGAAGGGCCUCAUAAUUACAAAUCCAUCAAUUUCUUAAGACCCGAUUCCUAUUAUGGGGUCUGUGUUGUUUCAGUUCUGCCUAAGAAAGGAUGUGUGUUUUCCAGCAGUGCUUUACACAAUUAAUGUUUAGAGGAACUUCACUUAGAACAAAGCUGGUUUUCAGAGUUACAUCUCUUCAAUUACAUUAUCAGUACCAGCAUUUUUGACUCUUUGAGGUUUAACAUCUUUUUUUGUUGUUGAGAAAAUAACCUUAACAUUUUUGUUGUGCACUAGUAAAACAAUCAAGAUUUUAUUUAUUUUUGUAAGGCUGUUACAAUCAUACAACAAAAGAAUGAAUGUAUUGAGCUUUCAUGUAGUGUAAAUUAUGUAAGUUUUAUAGAAUGGAAAACAAAGGGAUGUGGCUCAUUGCCGUAUUUUUAUUUUGCUGUUUUGCUAACUUUUAGAUUCGGUUUAAAUGUGUGACACAUUUGUCAAGGGCUUUUAUUUAUACGGUAUCAGAUUUUACUGCAUGUUUUAUGAACCUUUUUUUAAACAAAUUGAUAAUUUGGUACAGAGCAGUUCUCAUUAUUAUAAAGUGAUAAGUAUAAAUGUUAUUUGUGUAAUGCGAAUAAAAAAACUAUUAAAUUGAUUUAAAAUUAAA
Messenger RNA from Triplophysa rosa, 3260 nucleotides. It is a transcript of the gene tpcn2, whose product is annotated as two pore segment channel 2. Gene Ontology annotation, biological process: monoatomic ion transport; transmembrane transport. The transcript has 25 exons. Gene Ontology annotation, cellular component: lysosomal membrane. Gene Ontology annotation, molecular function: voltage-gated channel activity; monoatomic ion channel activity. The record is from RefSeq and is a predicted model, not a curated record. The coding region runs from base 240 to 2525 and encodes 761 amino acids. NCBI's taxonomy places the organism in Eukaryota, Metazoa, Chordata, Actinopteri, Cypriniformes, Nemacheilidae.